Molecule: messenger RNA, 699 nt
Organism: Striga asiatica
Lineage: Eukaryota; Viridiplantae; Streptophyta; Magnoliopsida; Lamiales; Orobanchaceae
Source: the annotation of a GenBank genome assembly
AUGGAAGAUCAGAACUGUGAGCAGCAACAGAUCACUAAGCACUCGUACUUUCUUCGGGCCAAAGGGCCUCAAGCAAGCCCACUCAAUAACGAAUUAGUCUCGGAUAACGAAGAAGAAGAGGAGGAUCUUGCCAACUGCCUCGUCAUGCUAUCAAACCGCCAGCUGGACGAGAAAGGGCCCGCCUUCCAAUGCAAGGCCUGCAAGAAAAUAUUCACCUCCCACCAGGCGCUGGGCGGCCACCGGGCCAGCCACAAGAAGGUCAAGGGCUGUUUUGCGGCCCGGCCCGAAGUUGCGGAAGAUUCGGGCCGGGCCGAAGACGGGCUCAUCACUGCGGCCCGGCCCGCAAAGAGGGGGAAGAAGAUGCACGAGUGUUCGGUCUGCCGCAGGGUUUUCACCUCUGGGCAGGCCUUGGGAGGGCACAAGAGAAGCCACUGGCUGACGAACUCAGCAGACAAUGCUUUCGUCACGAGUUUUCAGUAUGAUGAUGAUGAUGAUGAUGACCGCCGUAAGACGGUGUACCUGCAUGCACCGGAUCGCGAACGCCAGCUGGAUAUCAACCUCAAUCUUCCAGCGGUGCCGGAAAAUGAGGGUUUGAAAGGAUUGGAGAGGAAUAAAGUGAGGAGGCUGAGUGAUUUACGAGACGUGAAGUAUGGGGAAGGGUGGCUGCAGAUGGGGAUUGCAUCUUCUGCAGAAUUUUGA